AUGGCGGCGAUGCAGCAACCAGACCAGCAUGCCGCAAUGGCAUAUGCCAUGGGUCAUCAGCGUCCCAUGCAAGCUGGUGCUACCUACUUCUCUAUGCUACCCUCGCCCUCAAAAUGGACCUUCACUCAGGGCUUAAUCGUUGGUCAGAUCUCAAUGGUCAUCAUUGCUCUUCUCCUCAUUCGAUAUGUCGUCUUCGAAGACUCUGCCACCGCUCUUCAAAAGGAACGCUUGAUGCGGCUCAAGCUUUCAGAACGUCGGUCCAAGCGUCAUGCUAAAGCUUUGUUACAGGAUGCUCGUAGAGCAACCACCGCCUCAGCACCUUCUAGCUCCACCAACCCUCUGCGCAAAUCGAAUCGCAUCUCCUCCGACACACGAGCUUCUACCUUUGCCAACAUCCUCGACAAGACCGCAUAUGACAUCUCAUCUCACCUCGCAGAGAGUACGGACUGGCUUAACGUCAUGUUUGCUCAAGCGAUAGCUGGCUAUCGUCAAGAUGUGCUCGCUGGUGGUGUCUCGCCGCAUCCUCCUUCUCACUAUGCUAGCCCAAGACAUGGGUCACCAGCUAUUCAUUUCGGCAGCAACGAUAUUGUCCAUCCAACCGAGAUCGAGCCAGAGAAGGAGAGAACAGCAAGAGAUCUCAUGGAAGAGAUCCUCAACCGCGCCUCUUCUUCCUUCUUGGAUCCCAUCCGCGUUACCGAGGCUGACUUUGGUGAUGCCUACCCUAUCUUCACCAAUGCACGCGUUCGGCCUGCAGAUGUUACUGGUCGUACACGCAUAGAGAUUGAUCUGGACUACUCGGAUCAGAUCACUCUUGCCAUUGAUACAAAGCUGUUGAUCAACUUCCCCAAGCCGCGAUUCGCCGUGCUGCCCGUCUCGCUUAGUCUCACGAUUGUCAGGUUUUCGGGAAUUCUAGCGGUGGAGCUCUUCUCCUCUGACCCGGACGCUACAGUGCUGCCGACCGCUGCACCAGCUGCAGGCAAAGGAUCGCAACAACAACCACCACCUCGCUCACGCCAUCAGCUACACUUCUCCCUGCACCCAGACUUUGCACUCGAAGCAUCAGCAACGAGCUUGCUAGGCUCCAGGGCAAAGCUGCAGGACAUUCCCAAGAUCGAACAACUCUUGAUAUCAAGAUUGCGAGGGUGGAUCAUGGAUCGAUUUGUUUGGCCCAGAUAUUGGAGCCUCACUCUUCCCAAUCUUGUCCCUUCUCCUGCUGCAGCGAGGGCAGGCGAAGAAGCUGCAGCCAACGCAAACGCAGAUCUAUCCGGCAUGACAGCAAACGGCCACGCCGCAGGAACAGACUCACCAACAACAGCAGGUCAAAUGAAAGUAGACACCGGCAUCGAACCUACCGACGAAUCCAUCAUUCAACCUGGCCAUCUCGAAUCAGCUCGACAAGAAAUGUUCCAUUCCUCCACCGUUAACUCGGACAGACAAGCACGACCACCACACUCACGUUCGUCUUCAUCAAUACGCAACGGCGCCGCGGCUAUGACACUGCCCAGUGGUAUAGGUAGCGUCGAAGCUUGGCGUGCGCAUGCUGCUGGCGUGUACGGUGGGCAGCCAUCUCAACAUGCCACUAGUCUUACACAGGCCGCUUUGUUGCGUGCCAAUAGCGGCAGUGGAGGCGGAGGUGGAGGCGGAGGCGGAGGCACCGAUAGUGCGCCUGGGUCAGAUGUGCAUAUCGAGGUCCCUGGCAGUUUUAGAGGAUCAGUAGCGGGGGCUGGAAUAGGCUUGGGGUCCAGUAGAGCUGCUUCGGGUUUUCAUGGUGCGGCGCAGGGGCAGGGGCAGGGGCAGAGGCAGAGGUUACGGAAUCGUCCAGGAUUCGUGCAGUGA
This is a messenger RNA of Ustilago hordei, 1836 nucleotides long. RefSeq lists its product as uncharacterized. NCBI's taxonomy places the organism in Eukaryota, Fungi, Basidiomycota, Ustilaginomycetes, Ustilaginales, Ustilaginaceae. Gene Ontology annotation, molecular function: lipid binding. Bases 1 to 1836 code for a protein of 611 amino acids. The transcript has a single exon. Gene Ontology annotation, biological process: mitochondrion organization; phospholipid transport. Gene Ontology annotation, cellular component: endoplasmic reticulum; ERMES complex. The record is from RefSeq and is a predicted model, not a curated record.